This is a messenger RNA of Heteronotia binoei (common prickly gecko), 754 nucleotides long. RefSeq names its product nucleoplasmin-like. Bases 111 to 737 code for a protein of 208 amino acids. Gene Ontology annotation, biological process: chromatin remodeling. Gene Ontology annotation, molecular function: chromatin binding; histone binding; RNA binding. Lineage: Eukaryota; Metazoa; Chordata; Lepidosauria; Squamata; Gekkonidae. The transcript has 7 exons. Gene Ontology annotation, cellular component: nucleolus; nucleoplasm; cytoplasm. The record is from RefSeq and is a predicted model, not a curated record.
CACACAUCCUGCUGUUUCUGCUGGGUGUGACAGGGAGUCAUGUGGGACAGGAAGUAGAAGAAAUCCAUUUUAAAAUAUCCAAAAUCACCUUCAGGUUGCUGCCAAGCAGGAUGAGCACCACUGUCUCUACCUCAAGUACAUUUCUGUCAGAAGAGGAGCCUGUGGUAGGCCUUUGGGGCUGUGAACUGAACAGCAGUAUGAGGAAGUGUGUAGUGAAGGAGGAAGACAACUUAAAGGAACAAAUAGUGUAUCUGAAAUCGGUGUCUCUGGGAGAGGAAGCAGAGGAUGAGCUGCAUGUGGUGGCAGUUGAGUCCAAAGACAUGAGCAGUGUCUGCAAACCCUUGCCCGUUGCAUCAUUGCAGCGCUCUGUCUUACCAAUGGUCAGCCUGGGCAACUUUGAACUCACCCCUCCUGUUGCCUUUGUGCUAAAGUCUGGGACUGGACCGAUCUAUCUUGUAGGUCAACACUUGAUCUUGGAAAGUGAUUACGAGGCACCAGUAUACGAUACCCAGAUGGAUGAUACUCAGACGGAUGAUACUCAGACGGAUGUAGACACCCAGAUGGAUGAUACCCAGACAGCUGUAUACUUCCAGAUGACUGGUACCCCGGCCAAUGUAGAUUAUACCCAGAUGAAUGUAGAUUAUGGUGGGAGCAAUGAUGAUACUGUGGAUUAUCCUGGUGUCACCCCAGAAGCAUCUGGGCCCCUCAUACCCCAAAGACCGCCUUUCUGCAUUUGAGCCUGGAUGGACCUUAA